CGAAACGGGAAUCUUUUUUUUUUCUCCUUGGUGAAACUUCCUGGGUCUACUUUCAUCAAGUUAGUUAUGAAAUCUUCCUUUCCGCGUUGCUGUUAGGAGAGGGGAUAUCUUUGAAAUUCGGUUUAUCAUGCGGCAAACGUUAAAACAACCAGACCAAGUUUGUGAAUCCUGCGACGCUCGCUGAAGUUCAAACACCGAUCCGGCCGCUGUAACUACAAAUCCACCAUGGAAGAAGGGAAUAAACCUCAGCGCAAGAUGUCCACGGCGGGGGACAGCCUGUACAAGAUCCUCGGCUUGCAGAAGGGAGCCACUGCGGACGAGAUUAAAAAGGCGUACCGGAAGCUGGCGCUUAGGCAUCACCCGGACAAGAACCCAGACAACCCGGAGGCGGCGGAGAAGUUCAAGGAGAUCAACAACGCCAACGCCAUCCUCAACGACGAGAACAAACGCAACAUCUACGACGAGUAUGGCUCCAUGGGGCUCUAUGUGGCCGAGCAGUUCGGAGAGGAUAGCGUCAAGUACUACUUCCUCACGUCAAAGUGCUGGUUCAAGGCACUGGUGGUGUGCUGCAGCCUCUUCACCUGCUGCUGUUGCCUCUGCUGCUGCUGCUUCUGCUGCGGCCGCUGCGGCAAGAACCUGGAGGGGGACGGCGACCCCUACAUGGACCCAGAAGACCUGGAGGCCCAGAUCAGGGCCGAGCAGGACGCAGCCAAUGGGGAGACAGUAGUUGAGCAGCCUAGCCCCACGCCCUCGGGUGCCCGGGCCGCAGGCGAGAACACGCCAAUUGUCAUCCAGCCCCACGCGGCAAACGGCGGCAGUACCGAGUCCAUCGACAAGGACCAGGCCGUCUACCAGCUCACCAUCCCGGCUGAGGAAUGAGCGGGGACCCGGUGUCCGGGUCUUUCAAGGUCUUCAGGACUUUAUGACAGACCGUGGGGGGAACACCCCCACUGGAGCCACGCCCACAGUGGAUAAUGAAUAAAGUUGUGAAUGAGACCAGGGAGAGAAGAAAAAAAGAACGGAAAAGGCCUGAAAGAGGAUUUCUUUUUGGAUUUUUUUUUUUUUUUACAGGAAUUAAACCGAAAUUAGAGGAUUUUCUUCGUUUCUUUUAUUUUUCCUGAUGCCAAAGUUUCACGAUUUAUUUCGUGAAACGUUCUUAUUUAUUUUUACAGAAUUGUUUUAGGCUCUUUCCUUUAGAUUUGUUGGAAUUGUGGAUGAAUACUUUGUUGCACUUCAAGGCGGAUUGGAGAGCGUUUGACCCGGCCAGCAUUGCCCCAACAGCCCGCGGUGUUGGUUUCUAAAGGUAAACGUUUGAAUCUCUGCUUACUGCUGCUGACGGUCGAGACCACAACUCGGGAAAACCGCUCGUUUCGACUGAAAAAAAAUAAUUUUCAGCAUGUAUCACGUCAUCACAAGCACCAUCAUAAACGUCUUCCGAUUGGCCGUUUGUGAACGUUGUAAACCAUGAGAAGCAUGGAAGGUCGGGACUAUAUUUGAUUCUUCGUUCCCCGGUGUGUAGGCACUGUAGAAUACUCCAGCAUCACGCCAAUAAGAAACUAAGAUGUGCUCAUUUGUUUUUUUCCGGGUGAAAUGCUGAGAAAACCAUUGAUUCACGGGGUGGAGGGGGAUUUUAAAUGACGUAGAUGUACACGAAUCUUCCGUGUUUGACUUUGUUUUUAAUGUUAAAUCAGAAAUAGCCUAGCUACUGUAUAGGUGUAUUUGUAAUUUACAUUCCACCAAAUAUGUUUCCCCUUAUAAAAGUACCACUGAAAUGUAUAAAGUGUAUAUAUGAAAUGUUGAUGCAUCUCUCUUUUCUGAACUGCAUUUCAAUUUUCAAUUAAAUUUUAAACUUCUCACGUCAACGUCAC
Messenger RNA from Gadus chalcogrammus (walleye pollock), 1868 nucleotides. It is a transcript of the gene dnajc5gb, whose product is annotated as DnaJ (Hsp40) homolog, subfamily C, member 5 gamma b. The transcript has 6 exons. The record is from RefSeq and is a predicted model, not a curated record. NCBI's taxonomy places the organism in Eukaryota, Metazoa, Chordata, Actinopteri, Gadiformes, Gadidae. Bases 226 to 879 code for a protein of 217 amino acids.